Penicillium brevicompactum is the source of this 501-nucleotide messenger RNA. RefSeq lists its product as uncharacterized. The transcript has 4 exons. Gene Ontology annotation, cellular component: mitochondrial outer membrane. The coding region runs from base 1 to 501 and encodes 166 amino acids. Gene Ontology annotation, molecular function: nascent polypeptide-associated complex binding. The record is from RefSeq and is a predicted model, not a curated record. Lineage: Eukaryota; Fungi; Ascomycota; Eurotiomycetes; Eurotiales; Aspergillaceae.
AUGUCUUACGCUGACGCUGCUGCCUCUGGCCCUAAGCAGGCCCCCGAAGAUGCGUCACCGCGCUCCCCCGUCGGUGGAAUUUACCACGAUGAAUCUGAGAGCACGGCUUCUUUGAUCGACGUCGACGGCCCUCACGUCCAGACUGUCGAAGCCGACUUCCUCGAGCAAGACGUGCAAACCAGCACCCAGGCCGAGCGGAUAGAGCGCGAGGCCGAGGAGAAGGAGAAGCGCAAGCGCGAAGAAGCGGAGCAGAAGUCCAAGGCCCGCAAGGCGAAGGCCAGCGGUAUCAGCAACAACACUACCAACCCUGUCUUCCUCGCCAACGCCGCUAUCGCAACCCUGGUUGGCGCCGGUCUGGGCUUCGGCGCUUACAAGCAACAUGCGCGUGGCAACCUCUCCUGGGAGCUCGUUGGACUCUCCGCCGGUGCUGUUGGUGUCUUCGGUGCCGUGGACUACUAUGUUAGCAAAUGGUUCUUGCAGAACAAGUUCCCUCCCAAAUAG